Messenger RNA from Nematolebias whitei (Rio pearlfish), 1461 nucleotides. It is a transcript of the gene runx3, whose product is annotated as RUNX family transcription factor 3. The transcript is spliced from 6 exons. Gene Ontology annotation, cellular component: nucleus. Gene Ontology annotation, biological process: regulation of cell differentiation; regulation of transcription by RNA polymerase II; hemopoiesis. Gene Ontology annotation, molecular function: ATP binding; RNA polymerase II cis-regulatory region sequence-specific DNA binding; DNA-binding transcription factor activity, RNA polymerase II-specific. NCBI's taxonomy places the organism in Eukaryota, Metazoa, Chordata, Actinopteri, Cyprinodontiformes, Rivulidae. The coding region runs from base 58 to 1284 and encodes 408 amino acids. The record is from RefSeq and is a predicted model, not a curated record.
AAGAGUUCGGCUCUUCUCAUACAACCCAGUCAGGUGGCACUGACCCCAGCUGUUGUGAUGCAUAUUCCCGUAGAGCCGCCCACCACCAGACGGUUCACGCCGCCCUCCACGUCCUUCCCCUGCAGCAAGAUUGGAGACGCCAACGGCUCCAUGGCCACCCCGGGGCCUCUCAGAUCCAGACCGGACACCAGGAACGUGGUGGACGUCCUCGCGGACCACGCCGGCGAGCUGGUCCGGACCGACAGCCCCAACUUCCUGUGCUCUGUCCUGCCAUCUCACUGGCGCUGCAACAAGACGCUCCCCGUGGCUUUCAAGGUCGUGGCUCUCGGAGACGUUCCGGACGGGACUCUGGUCACCGUGAUGGCCGGGAACGACGAGAAUUAUUCGGCGGAGCUGAGGAACGCCUCGGCGGUGAUGAAGAACCAGGUGGCGCGCUUCAACGACCUGCGCUUCGUGGGCAGGAGCGGACGAGGAAAGAGCUUCACUCUGACCAUCACAGUGUUCACCGGACCGCCACAAGUGGCCACCUACCACCGCGCCAUCAAAGUCACCGUGGAUGGACCCCGGGAACCGCGCAGGCACAGAGUGAAGCUAGAAGACCCCCAGAAGAUGCAGUUUUCUGACAGGCUGUCGGAGAUCGAACGCUACCACCAGCGAACGAUGCGGAUAGGCCCAGUGAACAACAAUCCUCGCCCGCUUCACCAAACACACCUCGGCACCACACAAGCCCUGUGGCAGGAUCAAAUGGAAACUCCUGCUCUGAAGACCUGCAAGGUGGAGGAAGAUCUGAGACCAUGGACAGGGACUACAGAUCUCUUUCCACAGAGGACCUCCUUCCCGUCUCUGUCACCGCUGACUGACCCUCGCUUCUCGGACCCCCGUAUGCACUACCCGGGGGCCUUCCCUUACUCUGCCAACACCUCCAGCACCGGCAUCAGCGGCCUUAGCAUGUCAGCCUCUUCUAGAUACCACACCUACCUGCCCCCACCCUAUUCAAACAACCAGUCCCAAAACUUCCAGUCCAACUCCUACCUGUAUUACGGCACAGGUUCUGGAUCCUACCAGUUCUCCAUGGUGGCACCGGGGAACGCCGGAGGUGAACGCUCCCCAACCCGCUUGCUGUCCUGCUCGGGAGCAACGGGCGCUGGAGGGACCAACAGCCUGAUGAACCCCGGCCUGAGCGCCCAGAGCGAGGGCGUGGAGGCCGACGGCAGCCACAGCAACUCCCCCACAGCCAUGAGCGUCUCGGGUCGCUUGGAUGAAUCCGUCUGGAGGCCUUACUGACUAACACAGCUAGACAAUUAAAGAACAGGAGAGGAGAGAACCGUGACGAGAAUGAUGAACAAAGAAGCUGAACACUGAACAAAUAGAAAACGGGGAAAAUAAAAGCGUUGCAUGUCUGUCUUUGUUUCCCUCCAACGACCAUUUUAAAGACUUUUGCUUUUAGGAACUCUCUCAAGA